Microsporum canis CBS 113480 is the source of this 858-nucleotide messenger RNA. RefSeq lists its product as hypothetical. The record is from RefSeq and is a predicted model, not a curated record. The transcript has 3 exons. The coding region runs from base 1 to 858 and encodes 285 amino acids. Lineage: Eukaryota; Fungi; Ascomycota; Eurotiomycetes; Onygenales; Arthrodermataceae.
AUGCCUCGUCGAAGGCCAAGAAGAGAAGGCCAGCUACCCCGUAGGCGCAUGAAUAUCCAAGAUGACGACGGCUGGACUCAUGUGACUAGCGGGAGGGGGAAAAUCAAUGAUAUCAGACGAGACCAAGCCACCGCUCACUCGCUGCGAGACGAGUUGGUGCCCGCAGAGAUACCAGAAGGCCUGACGCUGAAGAAGCUACUCGAGCAAUACGAAUCCCACAGGCAAAAGUGGCUAGAAUCCCACACCUGGAAGACCCUGAGAAGCUCCAUCGAGAAGAACGAGAAAUCCUUUGAGGCAACAGAGAUUGCGAACAGCGUGUGUAUCGCACUAGGAAGCCCCAGUGGAUUUCUACGUGGCGGCCUCGUUGACCGAAGGAGCGUCUCUCUAUUCCAGUUGGCUGCCUUCAAGUCCAUGGUUGAUGUGCUCUCUGGACCUGAUUCAUCAGCGAAAGUUGGAAGAUGCUAUGCCCAAGAUCCGGUUUUUAAUACCCUUGACACCGAGCUGCUGGAAUCAUUGGAUAUCGAGGUGGUGAGAGAUUCAAGUGCGUUUGGGAUGGUGAAUGAGAAGACCUUUCUAUUCGCUCCGGGGACAGAGAGGAUGCAUCUUCUCGAGCUCCUCCCACUUAAUCCCGUCGUGUUUUUCGGCGGCCCACUCGAGAGCAGUCACUCAGGAGGAGAGCACCGUUCUCACGAGCUUUACGCAGAGGAUGCAGUCAGUGCGUCUCCCGGAGUUCGAACCGAAUACGGCACCGUUCUGGGGAACGAGUCUGUUCUGGCGAGCAGGCUGACUCGUCAACAAAUGGGCCUUCAGCUAGCCUCUGCCCAUACAGCCCCUCUACCAAUACCGAGACACGCAUAA